Messenger RNA from Gavialis gangeticus (Gharial), 9759 nucleotides. It is a transcript of the gene ZZEF1, whose product is annotated as zinc finger ZZ-type and EF-hand domain containing 1. Bases 1 to 8592 code for a protein of 2863 amino acids. Gene Ontology annotation, biological process: protein ubiquitination; regulation of synaptic plasticity. The record is from RefSeq and is a predicted model, not a curated record. NCBI's taxonomy places the organism in Eukaryota, Metazoa, Chordata, Crocodylia, Gavialidae. The transcript is spliced from 56 exons. Gene Ontology annotation, molecular function: calcium ion binding; ubiquitin-like protein ligase activity; zinc ion binding. Gene Ontology annotation, cellular component: postsynapse.
AUGACGUAUUCCCUCAAAAUCUCAACCGUGAUUAUAGUCCCCGACAGAAGAUCUCUAGAAGCCUUUGCGCAGUUUGAUGCUGAGGGGGAUGGCACAGUGGAUGUGGAGAACAUGCUGGAGGCCCUCAAAAAUUCCAGUGGAGCCAAUCUUCAAGGGGAACUUAGUCAUGUAAUUAGGCAACUGCAGGCUUGUUCACUAGUUCCAGGUUUUAUUGACAUAUUUUCUGAAUCAAAAGAACGCCUUGGCCACCAUGCUUCAAUGAUCCUGAGAUUCUUGCACCGGAACCGUAUUUCCAAUACUGCCAUCCCAUAUCCAGUGUUGGACUACUUCAAUAAUAUUUGUACUAUGCGGUCUUCUGUACUGAAGGAGUCUUUGGAUCGGCUUCUACUAAAAGAAAAGGGAUUUCCUAGCGAUCUGAAUGGUAAUCAAGAAUCAGACAGACUCAAGUCAGUCACAAAGUGCUAUACCAACAUAGAAACCUCCUCCAACUCAGCUGAUGUUGACAAAAUGACAAAUGGAGAAACUACAUCGUUUUGGCAGUCAGAUGGGAGUGCUCGCUCUCAUUGGAUACGUUUAAAGAUGAAACCAGAUGUUGUUCUGAGACAUCUGUCCAUUGCAGUGGCAGCUAAUGACCAGAGUUAUAUGCCACAGCAAGUUACGGUGGCAGUUGGAAGGAAUGCCAGCACUCUCCAGGAGGUCCGAGAUGUUCACAUUCCCAGCAAUAUCACUGGCUACGUAACAUUGUUGGAAAACGCUAACAUUAGUCAGAUGUAUGUACAGAUAAACAUCAAACGUUGCCUUAGUGAUGGGUGCGAUACCAGAAUCCAUGGACUCAGGGCUGUCGGCUAUCAAAGAAUUAAAAAGGCUGGUGUCUCAGUAUGUGAUGCUUCUGCUAUUUGGUACUGGUCUCUGCUGACUUCACUUGUUACAGCUUCCAUGGAAACUAAUCCAGCCUUUGUUCACACUAUUUUACAAAAUACUCAGAAAGCGUUGCAACAUAUGCCACCACUGUCCCUGACAGCUGCUUCUACAGACUUUUCAAGUUUUUUGUCUCCCAGUGUGCUGGAGGAAGUAGAUAGCUUUCUUAUAAGAAUAACCAGUUGUUGUGCCACUCCAGAGGUAGAACUUACACUGUUGGCUUUUGCCUUAGCCAGAGGUAGUGUUGCCAAAGUUUUAAGUUCGCUCUGUACAAUCACUGAUCAUCUGGACACGCCAUAUAAAGCUUCAUCACUUAUUGCUUCCAUGGCAACAGUUAGACAAAAUCUGCUUUAUAAAUAUGGAAAACCGUUACGGCUAACUCUGCAAGCAUGUGAUGUAAAGGGGAAGGAAGAUAAAUCAGGGCCUGAAAACCUCCUUGUGGAGCCGUGGACUGGGGAUGGUUUUCUUACUGAGACUGGAAAGACCAGAGCAAGCAUCAUUCUCUCUACAGGAACUGAAUGUUUGUUCCAGGUGACACAAAUUAGAGUAAAGGUACGGAGAGGUGCCAUUGGGGCCCAGUGUGGGCUGGUGUUUUCCUAUAGUAGCUCCUCAGAAAAAUUUAAUGCAGAGGAACAUUUUAAAAGAUUUGAGAGAUAUGACAAGUGGAAGCUACAAGAAUUCAGGCAGUUUUUAAAAAACAGAAGCACUUCUUCAUGUGAUGAGUUGGGAGAAGAUGAUCCUGUUGGCUGGUUUGAGGCAGAAGAAGAAUGGGAUGAAGUGGAUGUCAGAAUGCAACAGUGCAGAGUUUCCCAAUAUUUAAUGGUGAAGUUCUUGUGCACGAGACAAGAUACAGCAGAGCGGCUUGGAGUUCAAGGCCUGAACAUUCUUGGGUAUCUUCGGGCUGCAGGAGGGGAGCCCAGCAGAAGCAUGAACUGUCUGAAAUGCAAAAAACCCGAUAACGAUGCCAUUUGUGGAACAGCUCUUCUCUUGAAGACGCUUUAUUUCAUCCAACAACUUGCCCAGGACCUGGUUCAACAGAAAGAGAGUGGAUUAAAGUACAGAUCAUUCUUGGAUUUCACAGGACUUGACUUGCAGCUCUUUUGGAAUUUUUACAAUAAACUACAUCAAAACCCCAGGGAAGAAUGCAUCUAUGCUCAGACUCUGCUAUUGCAGCUUCUGCAGAGUUGUUUCUCUGUACUUACUGAAGACAAUAAAAAUAUUACAUCUCAAGGAGCUUCUCACAGUGAAACAUCUGGCUACAAAGAAGCUUCGCAGGAGCUCUAUAGGCAUCUGUGUAAAGUAGUGGACGUGAGCAGUAGCAACUCUGUGCCAAUGAAAAUGUUAAAGCAGGAAGUUCAGAACACAUUACUCAAAGGAGCAGCAAUCUUUUUCCCAGAUAGACAAACCAGACGGGACCAGCUCUUCACCAUGAUGAAAAAUAUUACAGAACACGAACACACACAAUCUGUACAACUUACCUUCAGAUCCCUGUGUACCUAUUUCAGUGACCAGGAUCCAGCCGGACUUUUAUUAUUACCAGACAAGGGAAGUUUUGCAGACUUUGAUAUCAACCAGGUGCUGUCAGUCAUGGAUAUUCUUCUGUUGGUAGCAGCAAGAGAGUGUGAAAUGAUGAUGCUGGAUAUUGCCCAGCAGGAGAGUGGCACAGUGCUGUCUUCUUUAUUCUGGUCAGUUCAAGGUAGCCUUCUUUCAUGGUGUUACCUACAACUGAAGGGCAGUGAUAAUGCAUCGAAGAACCUUGCCAUAGAAAUCCUUAGUAAAUAUGUGGGUAAGUUCCUGUCAAAUAUCAGAACAAUUUUAGAGUCGCUUUUAUCUCAGUACAGUGGCAAAAGCAUAGUGGAAAAAUUAAGUGACUCUGUCUUUGCAAUGGCAACUCGUCAGCUGGUGAUCUUCUUGUUGGACUUCUGUGCUUUAGACAUUCCACACUGUAACCUAUUACAGCUCUUCAGCACCCUGACAGAGCCACUGAAGAACCUUUGCAGCGAACCAGAUAAGAUGGAAAUGGAAAGCUGGCAGCAAGAACAACCUGUGGCACUGCGAACAUGGACAAUGGAAUCUCCUCACAACUAUGAAAAUAAUUGCCAUGUGGUCUCAGUCUUCCUUUGUCAUGGAGCAACUUACUUUGAGGUGGAGUUUGAUGAAAAAUGUGAAACAGAAAGGAGGUAUGAUUAUCUGGAAUUUACUGAUGCCAGAGGUGCAAAAACUCGUUACGACACAAAGGUUGGGACUGAGAAGUGGCCCAAGAAAGUGACCUUUAAGGCUGGCCCACGGCUGCAGUUCGUCUUUCGCUCCGACACCAGUAAUAAUGAGUGGGGCUACAAGUUCUCCGUCACUGCUUAUGGCUUGCCAGAUGUCGCCGUUUCAUGGGGCUUGGAUUUACAGCUUCUUGUAUCCAGGUUGAUGGGGCGCUUGGCUUCUCGGAGUAUGGCACUGAAAUCCCUCUGGGAUGCUGGUUGCGAAGUAGAGUUGCCUCCUUCAAAAGUGACCCCAGUUCUUAAUUCUCCAUUAUGGAAGCCUGUCUUCAGGCAUCAGAUGUGUCCCGAGGCAAGUUUGAGAACGACUGAACACAGUCAGCUGCGCCAAAAUAAAAAAGAGACUAAGAACUGCCAUGCAGACGACUGUCGGUACUUUCUCAUCGAAUUUGCAAAAUCAGAUCCUGCCCAGGAUUUCUGUGGGCAAAAUUCUGAGCUUUUCAAAGGACUUAUACAGGCAUGUAAAAAACAGACCCCAAAGACAGAUAUAGUUGCUGGUUCCACUGUUGAUCAAGCUGUGAACUCCACAUUUGCUGCUUUGGUGUAUCUCACUCCAGAUUUAUAUGGGAAGCUUCAGAAAUAUGUCGACAGUGGAGGCAAGGUGCCUUUGACUGAAGAAUUUGCACAUGUAUAUUCGCUGGCUGAUGGCAUUAGAAUAUGGAUGUUAGAAAUGAAGCAGAAGUCCCUGAUGAGUAAGGGAAAUGAUACUGAUGAGAAACAGAAUGUGGAAACAACUGAGAUGAACCCUGAAGCUCUUGCAAAGCUCUGUAUACAGAAGAGCCUUUUGUUACUGAAUUUUUUGCCGGUAAGAGCAAAGGGUAAAGACCUUGCUUCAGAUGUCUGGGAGACACAAGAUCAAGAGGAUAUCAAACAGUAUCACAAUAAUAAGCUUCAAGGGACAAGUUCUAUUGUAGAAGCAGAUUUCCAAGCAUCAGGCUCACUAUCUUCCUGUGGAGUCGUUCAUCCUGUUUCUGAAGACUCUGACACAAAGGUGAAGCAUGUGCCAGAUAUGCCACAAAUUGAAGCAAACGCUGCAUUUCAGAAAAAGCCCCUUGAAAAUACAGCUUCACAGCAAGAGGAUGCAUCAUCUCCUCCCUCCACCCCAACUCGCAAACCUCAGUUCAGCCGUGGAAGACUAAGGCUACUUUCUUUUAGAUCAAUGGAAGAGCCUAAAUCUGUUCCCACUGUGAAGGAGAAAUAUCCCAUCUUGAAAAACAUCUUAGACUUUAUUAAGGAUCAGUCACUUUCCCAUGAAAGCAUUUUAAAGGUCCUCACUUUAAGAAAAGCCCAAGGUCAGAGUAUCUUGGAAGUGCUGAAAACAGUCCGCCAGUGCCUAGAAUCCCUUGGACAGCCACACUGUUUCUAUCCGUCCUGUAUACUCUUCCUUUUGGAACUUUUAGCCUGCCAGAAAGACUUCACCAAUUAUUUUGGAAACUCUGAAGGCUGUGGUGCUGAGCUGCACAAAGGAAUUCGACAAUCCUACUAUCAGCUGGUUUUAUUUUUGGUCAAUGCCACGAAGGAAUUUAGUAACAUAAAUGACAGAUCAUUGCUCCCUGCCUUAUCCUGUGUGCAGACAACCCUCCUUCACCUUUUGGAUAUGAGUUGGGAACCAAAUGAUCUUUCCUUCUUUGUUGAAAUACAGUUACCACAUCUCCUCAUGACCAUGUCACAAGAAAACAUAAGUAUUCAUGACAAUGUGAUUAGUCAGUGGAGUGAAGAAGAUGAAAUUACAGACUACAGGCAAAAUUGUGAGUGGAUGGAUGAGUGUCAGGAUAUAACGUUUGAGACCUGGUAUGAAAAGAUAGCUCAAGCAGACCCUGAGAAGCAGAGACAGAUGCACAUGUUUGUUGCUCGUUACUGUGACCUGUUGAAUGUAGACAUAUCCUGUGACGGUUGUGAUGAGAUUGCACCAUGGCAUCGCUACCGCUGUCUACAGUGUAAUGACAUGGAUCUGUGUAAAACUUGUUUCCUAGGUGGAGUUAAACCUGAAGGUCAUGAAGAUGACCAUGAAAUGGUUAAUAUGGAGUAUGCCUGUGAUCACUGUCAAGGUGUUAUUAUUGGUCGUCGGAUGAACUGCAACGUUUGUGAUGACUUUGAUCUUUGUUAUGGAUGUUAUUCGGCCAAAAAGUACUCUGACAGUCACCUGCCCACUCACAGCAUCACAGUGUACCCGAUGGUAACAAUUCGAAUCAGUGAUCGACAGAGGCUUAUCCAGCCUUACAUCCACAACUAUUCGUGGCUGCUGUUUGCUGCUUUGACGCUCUACAGUGCAGACCUGGCCAGUGGGGAAGAAGUAGAAGGAGAAAAACUUGAGCCACAAGUCCUCAGUCAUGCCAGAGAUCUGCAGCGUCAGUGCAUACAACUCCUUGGAGACUGCCUAAUGAAAGCCCAGCACGGAAAAGGUUUGAAAAAUUUAGCUCUCCUCUGCAUGUUGCCAGAAGGUGAAUCUUUCCCCAAAAAUGAGACCACUUCCAUGAAUGGUGCUAAGGAGGAACGUGGUGAUGAGAAACCAGUCAAGGGAACUGAUAAGAGGCCAAGCAGAAGCUCUCUUACAUAUCACAGUGGGAAAGGUGAUCAUUGUAAUGAAAUGGAACCUCCUAUAGAUAAGCAAGGUGGUGAAGGAAAUCUUAAUGCUGCCUUAGCAAAGAAAGCUGUUUUGAGACCGGAUUCAAGCUUGUCCGCAGAUAACAUAUCUUCAGUACUUCCAGAUGAUAAUUCAGAAGAUCCAUCCCAAAAGCUGGGAGAGAAGGCUUUAACACCUAGCCACGAACAGGUCUUUGCUGAAUGUUCUCAGAAGAGGAUUCUAGGACUGCUGGCAGCUAUGCUACCCCCCUUCAAAUCUGGCUCUACAAUGUCCUUGGUUAACUUGGACCAGAUCCUCCCACUGAUGUUUCAGGUUGUAAUCUCCAAUGCUGGCCACUUAAAUGAAACCUAUCAUUUAACUCUGGGGCUUCUGGGCCAGUUAAUUGUGAGACUUAUGCCUGCAGAGGUCGAUGCUGCAGUGACAAAGGUCCUUUCAGCCAAACACAGCCUGUUUGCUGCAGGAGAUGGGUCUACAGUGCUGGAAGGAUGGAAGACAACUCAUCUUCUCUUCAGUCUGGGAGCGGUGUGCUUGGACAGUCGUGUAGGUCUGGACUGGGCAAGCUCCAUGGCAGAUAUUCUUCGGGCACUGAACUCCUCUGCACAGUGGCAUAGUGUAAUCGCUGCUUUCACAGAUCAUUGCAUUAAGCAGCUGCCCUUUCAGCUAAAACACACCAAUAUCUUUACCUUAUUGGUACUUGUUGGGUUUCCAGAGGUGCUGUGUAUGGGAACUCGUUCUGUGUACAUGGAUAAUGCCAACGAGCCUCAUAAUGUAAUAAUCCUGAAACACUUCACGGAAAAAAACAGGGCAGUUGUUGUAGACAUCAAAACCCGAAAGAGGAAAACAGUAAAAGACUACCAGUUGGUCCAGAAAUGUGGACAAGAAAGCAGCGAGUCCCAAACCCAGCUGAGACAGUAUCUCCAGCACUUUGUCUUUAUAACUAGUCACCUUAUGCAGACCAGCAUGGACAGCAGUUAUGCAGAGGCAGUAGAAGCAACCUGGGUCUUGUCUCUUGCUCUUAAGGGAUUGUACAGAACACUUAAGGCUCAUGGCUUUAAAGAGAUCCAAGCUGCCUUUCUCCAGUCUGGUUUACUUAAACUGCUGGUUAAAAAAUGCAGCAAAGGAACUGGCUUCAGUAAGACAUGGCUUCUCAGAGACCUGGAGAUUUUGUCAAUAAUGCUGUAUUCCUCAAAGAAGGAGAUCAGUUCCCUGGUUGAACGUGAAGACACAGAGCUGGAAGAAAGAGACCAAGAUCAGGAUGUCGAUCAGUCCUUUGGUCCCACUGAUCUGGAUCAGAACAAACUCGAUCCUCUAGAAGGCUUGGAUGAAGCAACAAAAAUAUGCUUCUUGAUGACACACGAUGCACUCAAUGCACCUUUGCAUAUUCUUCGAGCCAUGUAUGAGCUGCAGAUGAAAAGAACAGAUUCUUUCUUCCUAGAAGUUCAAAGGAGGUUUGAUGGGAAUGUAAUCGCAACAGAUGAGAGGAUCCGAACGCUGGCCCAGAAAUGGCAGCCCAGCAAACGUUUGAAGUUGGAAGAGCAGAGUUCAAAAGCAGUAGAUACGGAUAUGAUCAUCUUGCCAUGCUUGUCGCAGCCUGUGCUCUGUGAUAAAGCAACUGAAGAAACCAACCCCAUCACGCAGAAACUGAUAACCAACACAGAGAGUGACCUCCAGCUUAGUUAUGCAAAACAGCGCCGCACCAAAAGUUCGAUACUCUUGCACAAAGAGCUGGAUUCUAGAAGCAAAAAAGCUGUGAGGGAUUACCUGUAUCGGGUGAAUGAAGCUACUGCUGUACUUUAUGCCAGGCAUGUAUUAGCCUCAUUGUUGGCUGAAUGGCCAGAUGAUGUGGCUAUAAAUGAAGAAACCCUGGAUCUCAGUGGCCCAGCACACAUGACUUACAUUUUGGACAUGCUUAUGCAGCUGGAGGAGAAACAGCUAUGGGAGAAGAUCCUGCAGAAAGUGCUGCGCAGAUGCAAUGACAGCAUGCUGGGGACAAUGGCGCUGACAGCCUGUCAGUUCAUGGAAGAACCUGGCAUGGCAGUCCAAACACGAGAAUCCAAACAUCCCUACAACAACAACACAAAUUUUGAGGAUAAAGUUCACAUCCCUGGUGCCAUCUACCUCUCAAUCAAAUUUGAUUCUCAGUGUAACACAGAAGAGGGCUGUGAUGAAUUACUCAUGUCAAGCAGCAGUGACCUGCAGCAGGAUAGGCACAGUUUCAGUGGGUCUCCACAGAAAUGGACUGAUUUUGAGCUUCCAGGAGAUACACUCUAUUACCGGUUUACCUCUGACAUGAGUAACACUGAGUGGGGUUACAAGUUUACAGUGACAGCUGGUCACCUUGGAAGGUUUCAGACAGGUUUUGAGAUUCUGAAACAGAUGCUAUCAGAAGAAAGGGCAGUUCCACACCUUCCACUGGCCAAAAUCUGGAAAUGGCAGGUAGGAGUAGCAUGUCGUCAGACUGGGCACCAGCGUCUGAAGGCUAUCCAUUUACUGCUCAAGAUAGUGCAGUGCAGCAACCAAAGGGACUGUGAUCUCACCUUGUUGAAGCCACUCUGGCAGCUUUUCACCACCAUGGAAAACAACCUGUGUCAUGACAUGACCAAGCCUGGCAUCCUCCUUCCCCUUCAUCGUGCACUCACCGAACUCUUCUUCAUUACAGAAAAUAAAGCUAAUGAACUUGGAUCUCUGCAGGACUACUUGCUUGCCUUAAAUACCGAAGAUCACCUUCACCGCUGCACAGCACAGGCCCUGAAAAACAUUGCUGCUAUCAGCCUUGCCAUUAACUAUCCCAACAAAUCAACAAGUUUCUGGAAUGUCUAAUACUGGCCGGAGUGCAUGGGAUAGAAUAGUUUGUCCAUAGGAACCUUGGAACAAACAUCUUAACUCCAUUCAGGAAAAAGAUCCUUAAGCUUCAAUGUAUGAGCACUCUACAGCCUUUCUUCCUUCCACUUUGAUGUAGAAUUUGUAAAAGUAAAAGCGCACUUCAAAGAAAAAGCACAUUUUGGAGUAACUCAUGCGUCACCUGCAGUUACGUAUGCACAUAUUGUAGCAUGUUAGAGUAAACAGAACAGUGUUUUUUUUUUAUUCAGAAGAAGCAAAUGAGAGAAGAUUACCUGAAGUGUGAGAAUGGAAGGCUCUGUGCUGGUAUCAUCUGCUCCCAAGAAACUGGAAAAUGAAAGCUUUAAAAGUCUUGCCGAACUUAAGCUAGUGCCACUAGCAGAAUCCGCUUUUCUUUGGAAGUGAAAUAGGCAAAGCAGACUCUUGGCGGGCUGCAGAAAUGGCACAUGCUUGAAUCCUGCUAGGUUUCAUUUUGCUUUUGAAAGCCACUACUCGUGGAGGAAAACUUCAGAAGCUAAUCCAUUACUAAACUUCAGUACAAACAGCAGUUAAAGAAUUCCUGUGGCAGAGUACCCUUGUGAGAAGUGAACGGUUCUACUGUUCUCGUUUUGUCAACCACCUGAUCUGAUCCUAACUUGUCUCCAAUACAUUUUUCUGGUGUCGGGCAGAAACAGCAAUAGCUGCCCUUGGAGAAGCUCAAGAAGAGGUUGUAUGGGAAACUGAGGAGUGCUGGCUGUGAUACAUAGCUUGUGUGUUUCCUAAAGAUCACAUAUUUACAAGAAAUUAUUCCUGACAUUUUUUUUUAACUCUUUGGGUACUGAUGGCUCAGGAGCUUUUUCUGACAAAUGCUGGGGAAACCCUGAUUCCUGGCAUUAAGUGGUGAGGAUUAGUGACUAACCUGACUUAUAUAGCAAUAACUGCAUUACUCCUGCUGAAUGUGGAAUAAAUACAAGACCUCUGUUGAAAUAAAUUGGCUUUAAUCUUGCCCAAAUAAGCUGGUUAUUCCCUUUCCAAAGACAACUGCAAGGAGCUUGGAGGGAUUUGUGUGCUAAAUAUCUGACUAGUUUUCUGAAUGUAAAGUCUUCAGAACUCUUGGAUGUAGAUUUUUCCCUUGUUCCCCCCUCCUCCCCCCCGCAAAAAAAAAAAAAA